AUGUCGAUUUUCGAUAAUCAGUCCGUAUGGCGGCUGGCGGCGUCUACGCGCGGAACCUAAAAAUGAAUAAUCUAUUUUACAGUAAUCGUAAAUUGAUUGAUCGAUCAAAUGUUAUCAAUGUAAAUUAUGUGGCAAUUACGUUGUCCACGUAACGAGUCGUGUCGGAAUAGAUACCAGCUUCUGUAGCUUGUGCGGUGACGUUGAUUCGGUUGUGUGAAUGUGUGUGCGUGGUUAAAACUGGAGUUACACGUGUCAAGUUUUAAGAUGAACAUCGAAGACGAAACGUGGGUAUUGUUAUUUCCAAUAUGUAUCAAUGCAAUAAUGUCUGUGAGUGCAUACUACUUGACUGUUCACGUAAUUCCGAGGAUAAAAUCCAUGUUUGUCAAAGCUAACCUCUACGGCAUUGACAUGAAUAAGAGAAUCAGUGAUAAGAUACCGGAGGCGAUAGGCGUUGUCACUGGAUGUGUGUUUCUUAUAACAAUGUUCCUAUUUAUUCCAGUGCCAUUUACAAAUCAUAUACUAAAAAAUGAAAAGUUUCCAUACGACACGUUUGUUGAAUAUCUGGCCGCGUUACUAUCCAUAUGUUGCAUGCUACUUUUGGGUUUUGCCGAUGAUGUCUUGGACCUACGUUGGCGACACAAGUUACUUUUACCUACUAUAGCAUCUUUGCCAUUAUUGAUGGUUUACUAUGUUAACUUUAAUUCCACGGUAAUCAUUAUACCAAAACCAUUGAGACCAUGGUUUAGUUUCUCAUUGGAUUUGUGGAUAUUUUACUAUGUGUAUAUGGGAAUGUUGGCUGUAUUCUGUACAAAUGCGAUAAAUAUAUUAGCUGGAAUCAAUGGUUUGGAGGUUGGCCAAAGUUUAAUCAUUGCCACAAGCAUUCUCAUCUUCAACAUUAUAGAAUUAUUUGGCAGUCAAUGGAAGGCGCAUCAAUUUUCAAUAUACUUUAUGAUGCCUUACAUAGCAACUUCCCUUGCAUUAUUCAAAUUUAAUUGGUAUCCAUCGCAGGUUUUUGUGGGUGAUACGUUUUGUUAUCUUUCGGGAAUGACUUUUGCUGUAGUUGGUAUCGUAGGUCAUUUCAGCAAAACGACUUUAUUGUUUUUCAUCCCACAAAUAAUUAAUUUUCUGUACAGCAUGUUACAACUUUUUCAUUAUGUACCAUGUCCUAGACACAGAUUACCAAAGUAUAAUAAAGAAACUGAUAAAUUGGAGCCUAGUAUAACUGUAUUUUACAAAUCAGAACUUAACACAAUUGGAAGAUUAUCAAUGUGGAUACUAAAAACAUUUAAAUUGAUAAAGUGGCAAGAAAACAGAAAAGGUUUUGUAACUUGCAAUAAUCUAACUUUAAUUAAUUUUAUAUUGAUCAACACUGGUCCAUUAAAAGAGUCAACACUAACAACAAUCCUAUUAAUAAUUCAGAUUAUUAGCAGUAUAUUGGCAUUUAUUAUUAGAUAUCCUCUAGCUUCCAUAUUUUAUGACGUUUAAAUAAACGUAAAAUUACAUAUUUUCUUAUGUAUAAAAAAUAUGAUGUACAUAUUUGAGUGAUUUAUACAAUUAGCAGUUUAUAUAAGAUUAUAUUACUCUUUAAUAGAGAGUUAUUGCAAAUAAAGAUUUCUCAAAAAAUUAUAUUGUAAA
Molecule: messenger RNA, 1635 nt
Organism: Nylanderia fulva
Lineage: Eukaryota; Metazoa; Arthropoda; Insecta; Hymenoptera; Formicidae
Gene: Alg7
Product: Alg7 dolichyl-phosphate N-acetylglucosaminephosphotransferase
Biological process (GO): dolichol-linked oligosaccharide biosynthetic process
Cellular component (GO): membrane
Molecular function (GO): UDP-N-acetylglucosamine-dolichyl-phosphate N-acetylglucosaminephosphotransferase activity
Source: RefSeq, a predicted model, not a curated record